AUGGAUAUUGAAAUAAUAAAACAACUAAUAGACCAAUUAAAUGAUUUGAACAAUAUAACAGCAGUUGACUAUGAAGAACUUGAAUUUACACUAAAAAAAGUACUACCAAAAGGAAUUAUUGUAUCUUAUUUAAAGAUAUUACCACCUGAAAAAUUGGAACGUCUGUUGACAGAAGAUAUAAAAAAAUCUUACAAUCAAUUAGAAUUUGCUCAAUUUCUUUUAAAUGAGUAUAUAGAGUAUGAUCUACAAGAAAGAUUAAAACAAAUAGUUAGAAUUAUGUUAAUGAUAUCACUACAAGAUAUUGAAAUACAUGAUUUUUUAGAAUAUAUAAUGCAUAAUAAAUAUGUGAUUUCAAGUGACAAUGGACAUCAAUAUUGUUGUGUUUAUGUAGAAAAUUUAUAUAGUCAACAAUCAAUUACUAAAAAAAAUAAAAAAGAUAGUGAAGGUAUUUUAAACUUUGCAGUUUUUGAAGAUAUUAUUGAAACAUCAAAAAGGGUACACUCAGUUGACUAUAAAAAAUAUACAAUUAAAUUUGAUAAAAAUAUUGUACUUGAUUAUGUAUUACAAAGGAAUCUUGUAAAGAUGAAUCAACUAAAAAGAAAAAAUCCAUAUGAAAAUGAUGGAAAUGAAAUAACUAUAAAAAAAGCUAACACAAUUAAAAGAGAUGUUUUAAAUGAUAAAGAAAAUGAAGUGCCUAUCAUGACUUUUUUUAACAAUGAAAAAAAAGAAAAUGAUGAAUGUUAA
This is a messenger RNA of Strongyloides ratti, 744 nucleotides long. RefSeq lists its product as hypothetical. NCBI's taxonomy places the organism in Eukaryota, Metazoa, Nematoda, Chromadorea, Rhabditida, Strongyloididae. The record is from RefSeq and is a predicted model, not a curated record. The coding region runs from base 1 to 744 and encodes 247 amino acids. The transcript has a single exon.